ACUACUGUGCAUUAGCAGGACAGUCACACAUGACGGGGCCCUGUUCUGCUGGAUACUACUGCAGCGCAGGGGUCUCCACCUCAACCCCUGCUGAUGGUCUGGUGGGGAAUGUGUGUCCCAAAGGAAAUUAUUGUCCUAUGGGGUCUGUCCUGCCACGACCAUGUCCCCUCGGCUACUACAGCAACUCUACGGGCAACAUGGAGAUUGAAGACUGCCUCCUGUGUGAUGCAGGGUACUUCUGCAAUAGGACCGGGCUCUCGUCCCCCACGGGUCUCUGUGGAGCUGGGUUCUACUGCAGUGGAGGAGCUGUUUCCCCUCAGUCUCCCAUGACGACGAGCAGUGGGGGGCCGUGCCCACCAGGACACUACUGCGUGGUGGGCAGCAGCAGAGCUCAGCCUUGCCCUGCAGGAAGCUACAGCCCGUUCUGGGGCAUGGCACAGUGCUUCAAAUGCCCAGAAGGCUUUUAUUGUAAGGCUGGUUCCACUAAUUACACAGCCUGUCCCACAGGACAUUACUGUCCAAAGAAUACAGAGUUUGGCACACAGUUCCCUUGUCCACGGGGAACCUACAGUGACGCCUUCAACAUCUGGGAUGCCUCCAAGUGCCAGCUGUGCCCCCCUGGAAAGGUCUGCUCCAAGCCGGGCUUGACGAGUCCAGAUGCACUGUGUAUGCCUGGAUGGUUUUGCCCACCUGGAUCCACAUCAACCAAGCCAGUAUUCCCAGGAAGUUUCCCUGCAGAGGCAGGUGCUGCAGCUUCUGGAUCUCUCGGGCUGUGCCAAGCUGGAACAUUUUGUCCAGGGGGGUCAGCCAUCCCUAUUCCCUGCACUCCAGGGUGGUACUGUGCCUCUCCCGAGCUGGCUGCUCCCUCUGGUCCCUGCGAUGCUGGCUUCUACUGCACAGGGGGCUCCACGCUGCCCAACCCCAUGGAUGGAGCGGUGGGCAACAUUUGUCCUCGAGGCCACUUCUGUCCUCAGGGGAGUUCAUCUCCCUCUCCAUGUCCCCCGGGCUCUUUUUUGGCCCAACGUGGUGGCCAGUCAGCCCAAGAUUGCCAGCUCUGUUUGGCAGGCUGGUUCUGCUCUCUCCGAGGUCAAAGCUCACCAGAGGGAUUGUGUAAGGAAGGAUGGUUUUGCCCACUGGGGUCUGCGUCAGGCCGGAGUCCAGAUCAUGUGUGUCCUGCAGGCCACUACUGCCCCGCAGGCAGCCCAGAGCCCAAACCCUGCCCCGCUGGAAAAUACCAGGACCAGACUGGUCAAAGCCAGUGCAAAACAUGUCCAGCAGGAAAGUUCUGCGGCCAAAAAGACCAGACACAAGACCACAAAGACACCUCUUCUCAUGGACUCGCCAAACCAGCGGACUGCCCAGCUGGGUACUACUGUCCCUCAGGAACAAAAGCUGCCAGGCAGUACCCCUGCCCUGAGGGCACCUUCAGUAACCAGACGGGGCUGCAGAGCUCCCAUGAAUGCCAGCCUUGUCCUGCAGGGAAAUUCUGUGCAAAUGCAGGCCUCUCAGCUCCGAGUGGUCCAUGUUCCCCUGGACACUACUGCACUUUGAAAGCACAUAUACCCAAUCCCAUGCACGAUGAAACUGGAGACCUGUGCCCGGCAGGACACUUCUGCCCACUGGGUAGCAGCAGCCCAGUGCUGUGCCCCACAGGCACUUUUCUACCCCAAACCGGGAUGGCAUCUCGUAACGCCUGUCUGCCCUGCCUGGGGGGGAAGUUCUGCCAGGGAGAAGGGAUGGCCGAUGUUUCAGGAACCUGUCAUGCUGGGUAUUACUGCCCUCUGGGAUCCACAAAACCUGACCAGGAACUCUGCCCCACUGGCUUCUACUGCCCCAAAGGCUCGGAGCUGCCAGUCCCCUGUGACUCUGGAAGUCUCAACCCCCAUGCUGGGAGAUGGCAUCCCACAGACUGCCAGCUCUGUCCUGCUGGACACUUUUGCAGCGGGUUUGGAAGACCUGCUCCAGAAGGACCAUGCUCUGCUGGUUUCUACUGCCCACCAGGCCAGACCUCAGCCAUUCCUGCAUCCUACCGCUGCCCCCAAGACUACUACUGCCCUGCAGGAUCUGCCAUGCCCGUGCCGUGUGAGAGGGGAACCUACCAGCCCCAGGAAGGGAAAGACUCGUGUGAUCUCUGCCCAGCAGGACUCUUCUGUGAACCAUCCAACAAAAGUUCAGGGGUGCAGCUGCCCAGGCCAUGCCCCGUGGGGUAUUUCUGUCCACCGGGCACCAGCUUCAGUACAGAACACCCGUGUCCAAGGGGCACCUUUGGACCAAAGCCGGGUGCCACUCAUGAAUCUGACUGUGAGCCCUGCCCCGCAGGCAUGUAUUGCUCAGCUCCAGGUUUGACCCAGCCAUCUGGGUUUUGCCAUUCGGGCUAUUAUUGCACCAAGGGAGCCAUCACCCCAGCCCCCAUCAGACACCGGGUUGAGUCUGCUGGCCUUUCUCCUCCUGGAAAUGACAUCUGCCCUCCUGGGCAUUUCUGCCCCAAUGGUACCAGCUAUCCCAUUCCCUGUCCUCCUGGAUCCUACUCCUCUUCGCUGGGUCUGGCGGCAGAGGAUCAGUGUCAGCUCUGUCCAGCGGGGCGGUACUGCAAUCGGGCAGGCCUGUCCGAUCUGUCCCAGGCAUCGCUGUGUAGUGCAGGGUACGUUUGUCUCGAAGGCAGCUCUGGCCCCUGCCCCUCUAAUGGUCUUCAUGGGUACAGAUGCCCAAGUGGCUUCUACUGUCCUACUGGGACCGGACUGGAGAUACCCUGUGAGCCUGGCAUGUUCAGCCCAAUGCCUGGAGCAAGCGUAUGCCUCCCAUGCCCCGCUGGUGUGACUUGCAGACAUGCUGCCACUGUAAAGCCACUCAGCUGCCCCCAAGGUUACUAUUGUCCAUCUCAGACCGCCAUGCCCCUGCCAUGCCCUGAGGGUACCCUGAACACCUUGGAGGGGGCACUGUCCCCUGCAGCAUGCAGGCCAUGCCCGGUGGGGAGGUACUGUCGGGGCCAUGCGAACUGGGAGCCGGAUGGGUUGUGUUCAGCUGGAUAUUACUGCGCAGGAGGGGCUGCUGACGCUGUCCCACGCAGGACCCCUGGGUUCCCACUCAAUGGGCCCUGCCCCCUUGGGCACUACUGUCCAGAGGGCACUCUCUUCCCUGUCGCCUGCCCAGUGGGCACCCUAAAUAACUCCACAGGCUGCUCCUCCCAGGACAGCUGUGUGCCGUGCUAUCCCGGCUUCUUCUGCGCUAGCGUCGGUCUGAGCUCACCCACGGGACCUUGUGCUGCCGGGUUUUACUGCCCAGCCAACUUCAGCUCCUUCAGCCCCACUGCCUUCCUCUGCCCGAAGGGUCACUUCUGUACUUCAGGGGCUGCCUACCCUACCUCAUGCCCCACCGGGGAGUACCAGCCAAAUAGGGGGUCGGAGUCCUGCAUCCCCUGCCAGCCGGGUUUCUACUGCCAGGAGACAGUCUCAGGAGACCCCAAACACUGCCCACCACACACCUACUGUCCAGCAGGCACCCUAGUUCCUUAUCCAUGCCCUGAUGGCACAUUUACUCCUCCGAACAAAACUGGUCUGCAAGACGAGAGGGAAUGCCUGGCCUGCUCGGCUGGUCACUACUGCAGGUCACAGUUCUCCCUGCUGCACUGUCGUUUUGGUUGUAUUUUUUUGCUCCCCACCCUCAACUGUUGCACAGCGUUGUUACGUGCUGUCAGGCAGCUGCGGGUUCCACCUCAGAAGCAGCCGCAUGCUAAUCGUGGUGCAGCAGUCCCAAAGUACAAUAGUCUCGGUGCUGAAACCCUUACACAGGGCCUGAUUUAUGGCUCUAUGUAAUAAUCUAUGAAGGAA
Molecule: messenger RNA, 3827 nt
Organism: Alligator mississippiensis (American alligator)
Lineage: Eukaryota; Metazoa; Chordata; Crocodylia; Alligatoridae
Product: multiple epidermal growth factor-like domains protein 11
Exons: 21
Coding region: 30-3812 (1260 amino acids)
Source: RefSeq, a predicted model, not a curated record